Messenger RNA from Durio zibethinus, 3907 nucleotides. RefSeq names its product RNA-dependent RNA polymerase 2 (gene RDR2). Lineage: Eukaryota; Viridiplantae; Streptophyta; Magnoliopsida; Malvales; Malvaceae. Gene Ontology annotation, cellular component: nuclear RNA-directed RNA polymerase complex. Gene Ontology annotation, biological process: siRNA processing. The record is from RefSeq and is a predicted model, not a curated record. Gene Ontology annotation, molecular function: nucleic acid binding; RNA-directed RNA polymerase activity.
AAAAAAAAAAAAAAGUAAACCGCGGAAGAGAGCAACAGAUGCUCCCUUCUCAGUUCACGGAACACUAAAACCCCAAAGCCAAACUGCACAAAACCUCCGUGUAGAUAGAGAGAGGUGAUGGGUGGUAUGGAGAUAGAGAGACCCACUUUACGAAUCACGAACAUACCCCAAACCGCCGUAGCCAAAGACCUCUUAGAGUUCCUCGAGUCCAGGCUCGGACCUGACGCCGUCUUCGCCAUUGAAAUCUCAACAGACCGCAACAACUGGAAGUCCCGUGGUUUCGGCAGAGUCCAGUUCACCACUCUGGAAGCGAAGUCCAAAGCGCAGUGUCUCUCCUUCAAAAACGUUCUCGUUUUCAAGUCCCAUUGUCUUAAACUCUCUGAAACUUACGAUGACAUCAUCCCCAGGCCCGUCAGAACCGAUCAUAGGCUCGAAGGUGGGGUUCUCCAUGUGGGUUUUAUGGUUCAAGAUGAUUGCUUGCGUGUGUUGGAACGAUGGGAGGGAGUGAGAGGGUGGAUGAUGCCUGAGAGAAGGAGACUAGAGUUCUGGGUGUGGAGUAAUGGGGAGUGUUACAAGCUUGAAGUAUUGUUUGAUGAUAUUUUGGAGACUGUUGGGUGUUGCUUCAAUGGCUCCGCAUGCAAUGCUCUUCUCUUGAGGGUCAGGUAUGCUCCAAGGAUAUAUCAGAAAGUAUCUGGACAAAAUGUAGCUUCAAAAUUCAAUACUGAUCGAUACCAUCUUUGCAAGGAAAAUUUUGACUUUCUUUGGGUUCGCACAACAGACUUUUCAAGGAUAAAGUCAAUUGGACAAUCAACUUCGUUUUAUUGGGAAUUUAAAGCAGGAUUAUCAAUGUCGGAUAUGUUUACAUGUUUCCCUUGUUAUAGAGAAGACAUGAAAGGUCCAAUUUUAGAGGGUGGGGAAGAAUUCUCGUCUGCAUCUGAAAUUGUUCCACUUGUGAAGGGCCCAUCAGAUCCCAAGUUAGCAUAUGAGAUCCUUUUUCUGCUCAAUUCCCUUGUUCAUACUCAAAAAAUUAGUAUUGCUGCAAUAGACACAGAUCUGUUAGAUAUCCUAAGUGUUUUGCCUGUUGAAACUGCUGUAAUGAUUCUUCAGAAGUUUCACAAGCUACAGUCCACUUGCUAUAAUCCUGUGUCCUUUGUGAAGACAAAAUUAUCUGUCCUGGAAAGAAACUUCCAAAGUCUUCCUUUAUCCUUAUUUGAAAGGUUAAUAAAGUAUAAUGUCAUGAGUUGUCACAGAGCCCUCGUUACACCUUCAAAAAUUUAUUGCUUGGGUCCUGAGCUUGAAAGAUCUAAUUGUGUUGUAAAGAACUUUGCAGAAUAUGCUUCAGAUUUUAUGAGAGUCACUUUUGUUGAAGAAGAUUGGAGUAAGCUUUCUGUAAAUGCCAUUUCUACUAGUGUUCAGCCAGGUAUCUUUUCAAGACCUUUCAGAACUAAAAUAUAUCACAGGAUAUUGUCUGUUCUUCAGAAUGGAAUUGUUAUUGGAGAUAAACGAUUUGAGUUCCUGGCAUUUUCUGCUAGUCAGCUUCGAUCAAAUUCUGUCUGGAUGUUUGCGUCUAACGACAAGGUUAAAGCAGAAGAUGUUAGAGAAUGGAUGGGAUGCUUCAAGAAGAUACGUAGUAUAUCUAAGUGUGCUGCAAGGAUGGGUCAAUUGUUUAGUUCUUCUUUGCCAACUCUUGUUGUCCCUGUGCAGGAUGUGGAGAUUAUUCCUGAUAUUGAAGUUACCUCGGAUGGCAUUGAUUACUGCUUCUCUGAUGGUAUAGGGAAAAUUUCUCUGCCUUUUGCUAGGCAAGUUGCUGAGAAAUGUGGAUUGGAUUGGACUCCAUCAGCAUUUCAAAUAAGAUAUGGUGGUUACAAAGGUGUUGUUGUUGUUGAUCGCAACUCCUUUAGGAAGAUAUCUCUGCGUAGUAGCAUGCUUAAGUUUGAGUCAAAAAUCAGGAUGCUUAAUGUCACCAAAUGGAGUGAGUCCAUGCCUUGCUUUUUGAAUCGAGAAAUCAUUAUUCUCUUGUCCACCUUGGGCAUUGAGGAUGGAGUAUUUGAGACAAUGCAACAGGAACAAUUAUGUCUGCUGGCAAAAAUGCUGACAAAUAGAGAAGCAGCUUUGGAUGCCUUACAGAGUUUAGGUGGAAUUGAUUCCAAAAACAUUCUGGUGGAAAUGUUGGUUCAAGGUUAUGAGCCAAAAGUGGAACCUUACCUCUCAAAGAUGCUUCUAUCACAUCAUGAGAGUAUGCUAUCUGAUUUAAAAAGCAGGUGCCGGAUAUUUGUUCCAAAGGGACGGGUCUUAAUUGGUUGUUUGGAUGAAACUGGUGUUUUGAAUUAUGGUCAAGUUUAUGUCUGUGUAAAAAUGAAAAAAGCAGAGCUAGAAUGUGCAGACCAAAGUUUCUUCCGUAAGGUGGAUGAGGAAAAGGCUAUAGUGAUAGGAAAGGUGGUUGUCACAAAAAAUCCUUGCCUUCACCCUGGGGAUGUUAGAGUCUUCGAGGCUGUUUAUGAGGCUCAACUAGAAGAGAAGGGUAUCGUGGAUUGUCUUGUAUUCCCCCAGAAAGGAGAAAGGCCUCAUCAAAAUGAAUGCUCAGGUGGUGAUCUUGACGGGGACCAGUUUUUCAUAAGCUGGGACAAAGAUCUCAUCCCAUGUCAAACUGACGCCCCAAUGGACUACACUGGAAGCAGACCUCGAAUAAUGGACCAUGAGGUGACGUUGGAGGAAAUUCAGAAGUUUUUUGUUGACUACAUGAUCAAUGAUACUUUGGGUGCCAUUUCUACUGCACAUUUGGUGCAUGCUGAUCGUGAACCAGAUAAAGCACGCAGUGAAAAUUGUCUAGCAUUGGCUACUCUUCACUCUAUGGCUGUUGAUUUUGCGAAGACAGGAGCACCAGCUGAGAUGCCUCGUGCUCUGAAACCAAAGGAGUUUCCAGACUUCAUGCAGAGGGGAGACAAACCCAUGUAUGCUUCCCUCGGAGUACUAGGAAAACUGUACCGUGCUGCAAUCGACUCAACUAUGCAAGCAAGGUCAAAGUUUGUUUGGUCAAAGAAGAUGGCUGAAGCAGCAUAUGAUUGUGACCUUGAAGUGAACGGUUUUGAGUCAUUCCUGUCAGUUGCACAGACUCAUAAAGACAUGUAUGAAGAGAAAAUGAGCUUAUUGAUGAGCUAUUAUGAGUUAGAGAGCGAGGAUGAGAUCCUGACAGGUAAUAUACAGAAAAAGGCAAUGUUUUUGAAGCGAGACAACAGGAGAUACGCAGAUAUGAAGGAACGAAUUGUUCUGUCCCUCAAGAACCUACAGAGAGAAGCUAAAGAAUGGUUUAAGAAUAGCUGCAAGGCUGAGGAGCAUCAGAGACUUGCCUCUGCAUGGUAUCACGUGACUUACCACCCAAAUUACUUCCAGGAAAGCAUGAAUUCCUUGAGCUUUCCAUGGAUUGUCGGAGACAUUUUACUUAAGGUAAAGUCUCGGAAUAAGUUUCUGAAUAGCAGAGAAAUUCAGAGAAACCAACCGGCUUUCAGUAAUGUCUAUGUUAAGUCCCCAAGAAGGCAUACUCCUACUCGUGAUGAAUCCAUGGAGACUUGAUCAGACAUAAAUAAUUAUUAAUUGUUAUCUUCUCGUAAUGUAAGUUCGAUGAUUAACCCCCAAUUACUGGUGACCAACUUUAUAUAAGUUUUGUGGGGAUGAUGGAGAGUGUUUAACUAAACUGCUGUCUGUCUGACUAAUCUGGUUAGAAUUGUGCUACAUUUGUUUGACUAAUCUCAAGCAAUGGUAGAUUUUUCACCCCUAUCUUCAGUUGGCUACUUGGCUUCAAUUUUUUUAUUUUGGUAUGCAAAGAUUUUUUAGUUAUAUAACAAGAAGAGGUGACUGAAUAUUUGGCGUUUAAUUUUUGAAAAAUGUGCAAAGGAGUAUCUUUAAAAUA